Molecule: messenger RNA, 360 nt
Organism: Striga hermonthica
Lineage: Eukaryota; Viridiplantae; Streptophyta; Magnoliopsida; Lamiales; Orobanchaceae
Source: the annotation of a GenBank genome assembly
AUGAGCCCAGCUCACAUCCAAAACUGUGAUCUUCAUGAGGGUGAUUGGGGGAAAGUUGGAUCUGUUAUCUUCUGGAACUACACCCAUGAUGGAAAGGAGAGGGUGGCAAAGGAGAUAAUAGAAGCAAUUGAUGAGGAGAAGAAGUCGGUGACCUUCAAGGUGAUUGAAGGUGAUCUUAUGGAGCUCUACGCAACCCUGAAGAUCAUUGUCCACGUGGACACCAGCGGGGAUGACAACCUGGUGACGUGGACUUUCGAGUACGAGAAAAAGAGUGAAGAUGUUGCAGAUCCGCAUACUCUCAUGGAGUUUUGCCUCAAAGUCACCAAGGAUAUCGAGGCACACCAUCUUCCUAAAGCCUAA